Molecule: messenger RNA, 5852 nt
Organism: Cherax quadricarinatus
Lineage: Eukaryota; Metazoa; Arthropoda; Malacostraca; Decapoda; Parastacidae
Product: latrophilin Cirl
Biological process (GO): adenylate cyclase-activating G protein-coupled receptor signaling pathway; cell surface receptor signaling pathway
Cellular component (GO): plasma membrane
Molecular function (GO): carbohydrate binding; G protein-coupled receptor activity
Source: RefSeq, a predicted model, not a curated record
GAGUGAGACUUGGUGAAAGGUGGACGUGUAAGUCGGGCUCUCUCUGCUCGGGGAGACUUGCUCUCUGGUCUGUAGCACGUCCAUCACAUAAACGGAUGACAAAUUUGCGGGAUACAACGGAAAUUGAAGGAUAGUGUAACCACUCUUGUGAGAGUAAAGUGUGAGACGGAGACCUGGUUAAGGAGAGUUUUUUUUUUUUUUAAGAUUUGUGGUAUAUAAAAAAGGCUAAACAGCAGUACUAAGAAAAGUUUUUUCUCUGGUAUUCAGGAUCUCUCGUCUCGGUGAUAACUUUCUUACCGAGUGCGUCGUGUUGAUCAUGGAUAUAUGGCUGUAUAAGUAGCGAAAAACCCGUCUCCCCAAAUGAAAGAGGUGUUGAGCAGUAUGGGUGGAGGUACAGGGGUGGUGGGGCUCGGUGUAGGCGGAAGUAGCGGUAUCUGCUGCCGUCCACGCCCUGUCAACCUCCUCCUGCUGCUGGUGCUGCUCCUUCAGGCUGCCUCCGCGACCAGGACACUAGCAGGUCAAACGUACAGGACGGCGUACGCUUGUGAAGGAACUACUCUCAGUAUAGACUGCGCGCCGGGGAAUGUUAUCAAUGUGAUCAGGGCCAACUAUGGCCGCUUCUCCAUCACCAUCUGCAACGCUCACGGCAACACAGAAUGGUCCGUCAACUGUCAGAGUCCCAGGACCCACCGAGUUCUGGCAGAGAGGUGUAGCGGACUGGACAGCUGUAUGGUUGAGGUCACCAGCCAGAUCUUCGGCGACCCUUGCCCAGGAACCCACAAGUACAUCGAAGUCCAUUACUCCUGCGCCCUAGCUACGUCAACGACUACUACGACCUCCAGGCCACGACCGCCGUGGUACGUCGCAACCCGCCCGCCCAUUCGGAUCCUGCCUACCCUUACGACCAACUACACCACGACGACGACCACCACGCCUCCACCAACCACCACGACUACUACUACUAGCAGCACCACCACGACUACCACAACCACCACUACCCUUCCCCCUGCAACAAUACCACAUGUGUUGGAGGAAGGAGAGAGACCAGAAAUUGAGGUUCUCACUACACUUAGUGGAGAACCUACUACCCAAACCUCCUCCACGACCCCAGCUACUCCCACCUCUACCACUAGCGCCAGUACAUCCCCCACCACAACCCAGCCUACCAGUACUCACGUACCACCAGUGCCACCCCCGCGUUUCGAGGGCGACUACGACUCUCCUUGGUGCCCUCCAUCAUUCGGACGCGGAUUGUACUGGAAUUGGACACGGGGCGGCGAAGUGGCUGUCCAGCCGUGUCCUGGCGGGGCCUCGGGCUGGGCACGGCGGCCAUGUCACUCAGCAGACUGGGCAGGCCCAGCUGACCUGAGUGAAUGUCGCAGUGUGUGGUUAGCAACUCUCAAGACUCGUGCCAACUCUCACGACUCUUUAUUGAGUGUUGCUGCUGAUCUGGCCACAGUGACUGCCAGCAAGGACCUCUAUGGCGGAGAUCUCACUACCACAGCUCAACUCCUAACCACCUUGGCCGCCCGCAUGACGGAGCAAGUUCGCGACUUCCCCGACCCUCGACAACGGCAGGACCUCGUCACGGAAAUGUUGCAGGCUGCACUGGCUACAGGAUCUGCCUUACUGGCAGCAGGUAUGGCGGGGCCAUGGGGAGAUUUAGCGGUCCGUGAGAGGCGCCAUGCUGUCACUCGGCUCAUGGAGGCUUUGGAAGAAGCUUCAUUCCUUCUGGCAGGCGCUCUGCCUCCAGGUGCCCAGGCUGCACACUACAAGUCUCAUGUUCUGGUGUCCGCAAGGUCUGCCACGGCUGACGGCUCCUCUGUUAGAUUCCCUUCCUCGGAGGACCAAGAUCUUGACUGGGUGUACGCCGACACGGUCACACUACCUCCAGAAGCUAUCCUAGAAAACAGUGAUGGUGGGACUACUAGAGUUGUGUUUUUGACUUAUCGUCACUUCGAGGAUUUGUUGACCCCGGGGCCAGAGCCCCUGGGACAUCGCGCGGGUAACAUAACCCGCAUGGUUAAUUCACGUGUAAUGUCAGCGUCUCUAGGUAGCGGUCGCCACAUCCAGCUGCCGGAGCCAGUGACUCUCACCUUCUCGCUUCUAAAACAAGAAAAUGUAACCCGGCCUGUGUGCGCCUUCUGGGACUACACUACCUCAGCUUGGAGUGACGAAGGUUGCCGCGUUUUGAUAUACAAUCGCUCCCAUGUCACGUGUCAGUGCGAUCACUUGACAAACUUCGCCGUGCUGAUGGAGGAAGCUGCGGGUAGCACGGGAGAAGAUCCCCAGGCGGCGCUGCGCAUCCUGGCUUACGUCGGCUGCGUGGUGAGUCUUGUGUGCGUAGCGGGAUCCCUGUUGGUGUUCUCAGUGUUCCGCGGGCUGGCCUCCCCCCGCACAGCGGUGCACCGACAUGUGUGCGUGUGUCUAACAGCUGCCGAGUUGGUCUUCCUGGUGGGGGUGUGGCGCACUGAUGCUCCUGUCCUCUGUGGCGUCGUGGCCGGUAUCCUCCAUUAUACGGUCCUCUCAGCAUUUGCAUGGAUGUUUAUGGAAGGUGUGCAUGUUUACCUGAGCGUGGCCCGGGCCGUGGAGUGCGACUCUCUGAGGCUACGCUGGUGGAACUACGCCUUAGCUUACGGCCUUCCUCUCCUAGUGGUGGGCACUGCAGCCGUCAUCGACCCCUUCAGCUACGGCACGACCCAAUACUGCUGGCUCCGCACAGACAACUACUUCGUGUUUUCCCUGGUUGGUCCAGCCUUGCUGCUGCUGGCCGCACACGUGGCUCUGUUAGCAGCAGCUCUUAUCUACACCUGUAAGCUCUCUCCUGAUGACGCUCUCAAAACAAAGGAGAUGGCCCGCCUCGACUCCAGCAGGGCUUGGCUCCGGAGUGCCAUCACAUUGCUGUUACUUAUGGUGCUCACCUGGACACUGGGACUCUUGUAUCUCCACCGACCCUCUCUACCCAUUGCUGCAGCCUUCUGUGUACUCAAUGCUCUACAUGGCAUUUUUAUCUUCAUCUAUUACUGCGUCAGGAACCAGAAGGUGCGGGAAUGGUGUCGGUCUGCAGUGGAGCGUGAGGCUUGGCUCCCACAGGUGGUUCGGGGAGUCUUUGCCGCCGAGAAGCAGACCUACAGCCCUAAUAACAACAACACCAACCCCCACCCCGCCAUCUCUCACGCCCUCAAUCACGCCCACGCCUCGCCCGCCCUCAACCAAGUGGGUAGUAACUCAUGCCGAGACCCGACCACCACCACCACAACCCUCACCACCUCCCCAUCAAUAACCUCAUCCUCCAGUUCUUCCACUUCCUCCAGAAGUUCUCCUCCAACACCUGUGGAAGGCGGACCUCCUCCUCCCUUGAGCCCCUCAAGUCCUCCUCCCUCACACAAGCAUCACCACCACCACCCCAGAGAUCACCGGGGUGUGGCGCCACGUCCCCCUGGUCCCCCUGUAGCGACCAUAACAACAGCAGACCCAUCCUCAGUAUCUUCCAACGCUGUGUCAACUCGGCGGAGUGAAGGGGUCUGGGGACACCACACACCCACCUGUGGGCCCCCUUCUGUCCGGGGCCACGUCCACGAUGGGGUCUGGGGGCUCCCUUCGUCAGGGAGUCACGGGCCAUCUACCCCUCGGCACUCUUCAUCAGUCACUUCCUCGCCACCACACAGUCACCCUCCCGCGCACCACCACCACCACCACAACCACCACCACCAACCUUCAUCACGCCACCCUUAAUCAUGCCGAUGAAGAUGCUUCAUACAAAUCCUUUUCUCGUGAUUCAGGUCAUGGUGGGUCUGAGCAGGAAGACUCUCCACGUGCUGGCUGGAACAGUCACCACCAUCGCUACUCCAAUUCCCUGACAGCAGACCUCAAGAAUGCUUAUCUUGCUAAACUUAAUAGUAUCAAUGCUGCAGGAGGACUGGAUGGUGGUCUCACAUUCCCCAGCAUGGAAGGUGGGAACAAGGUCAUCACUGUACCAAACAGUUACACAACACAGCUCUCACCAGCUGCUGUUCCUCCUGCCGUGGCUGCAAUGCUACGGGGAAAUGGCACUACAGCUCGUUCUCAUUCUCCUUGGAAUCAUACAUACAUGGAGAUUGAGACUGAAGCUGACCCAGUGUAUGAGGAGAUUGAGCGUGAACGUUGGGUAGGUCGAUCUGGAGGUGUGGUUGGUGCUCCUGCAGGACAAGAAACUAUGCAGGUAUCCGACCUCUCUGAUGAAGAUGUCAAACGUGGCACGCCGAGUGACAUGAGUCGCCAAUCUUCUCGUAGCUAUGGUGAUGCCCGACCUCUGCUACCAUACCAUCAUGCACAGGGUCAUCACUAUGCCAGAAGUCCACAGGAUCAACAGUUUGCUCUCAGCGAAGAAAGAUUACGAGAUUUUAAUGCUGCACAGAUGAGCCGAGACUUGGAACAACUGCAACAAGCACAGCAGCAAUACUCGCGAGAGAAUUUGAUGACUGUGGCUGUUUUGAAUGGUGAGCAGGUUGUGUGUCGCUUAACAUCGCCCUCAAAUCCACAGGCUCCUCAGAGUCUGCCAGUAAUACACGAGGGCAGUGGACGAGGUCUUGUAGUGUCACAGGCAUCUCCUGCCACCAAUGGCUACCCAGCACAUCUUGUGGUGUCUCGCCCCAGUCAGUACAGACCCCAGCAAUUUAGUGAGUGUUAGUGAGCGGCAGCAUACUUUUUUAACUAUCCCAUUGAUGGAUAUAAAGGCCAGACUGCAAAAUUAACAAGUGUCUUUUAGACUUGUUUUUUCCACUUGUUCUUACCAGCUUGUGACUUUUGAACUUGUCCCCUUUGGUGGUUGAUAUCAACAGCUGGUAUAAUCCUUGAUGGUGCAAGGCACUUUUUUCGUACUGUAUUGCAUUUUAUGUUCAAAACUUCAGUGAAUCUUAAUUGCCAUUAUAAGAAAAAAGUCGAGUGUAUGUACAGCAGCAAAAAGACUGCUACCAAAGAUUCUUCCAAGUUUGUUUGUGACAAGAAUGGAGUCACAUCUAGCAGUUUAGAUAACUAGUGAUGUUUUUUUUUAUUUAUUGGUCUUUUUGUUUGUGCCACAGAAUUUUUAGCUCUUAAAACUGAUUUGAACCCUUUGUGAUUUUUGUAUGAAAAGGCUUUUCUACUUUUUUUUUUUUUGAGGGUAAUUUCCAAAGAGUUGAGUGUUCAUUAUUUUUUAUUCAGUUAAGCCUCGUGCCCAAUCUCUAAAUUCGCUUCGAAUCACCCCAAAUAAACUUGGAGGGCUAUUAGAGGAAGUCCCUUUUUUUCGGUCAGGGGAGUGUGACUUGUAUAAAGGUAUUUGGAUGAUUUAAUUUUGUAAAUAAAAUUUUUAUAUGUACGUUUUCUUAAUGAAAACCCAAAGCUUUAGAUGUGAAGAGUCUUUGAGAGUCAUUUCCAACGGGCCUUUUCUUCGUUAGGGGAAGAGAAACACUGAUAUUUUUCCUAUUAAAAUUCAUGGCAGCAGUUCCCGGGGCCCUUCCCCGGCUGUCAGCAAUACCUCUCGAGCAGGGCCGGGCCCAGGCGUGCCUCAUCUUUUGGGGCUUCAUGACCCUCCCUUUUGGUGCCCCCUUACUUUUGGUAAAUACUGCCAUCCGGGGUCAGUAUAGCCUUACCCCUUACAGUAGGGCUGAACCCCCUGUAUUAGGAGGCAGUGUCGUGUAGUCUAGGGUGCUCCUAUAAUAAUUGUAAAAAGAAUAUUAUAGAUCCAGACAUGCAGACACUGUUCAUACUAGAUAAAUGCCACUAGCUUAGCCGGACCCCGGAGCUAGCUUCUGCCACCAUCUCUUCUCCAACUUGUGAGCUGUGAUACGUUGAAUAGAUAAUCAGUGUAAAAUAUGACAAUAAAAUAAUUUAAU